GAGUGAGUAAACAGGAGGUGAAGCUCAACCCACUGCGCACACACACACACACACACACGCACGCACACGCACACUGGCAGAAGGAGGAGGAGGAGGAGGUCACCGCUACGUCUCUCAGGAUUUCAUGGUUCGUUCGGGGCCGGAGCUUCAUUCAUUUCCUCCGUGGGUUCGAUUCCCGGUGACCGAGUCCGAUGUUUGCUCACGGGUCGCAGACCUGAGAAGUUUCGGGUCGAGGAACCUUCGGGAAACGUCUCGUGCGCCGCGGAGCUUCAGGGCCAGGAGCAUGACUGAGCAGCAGGAGCAGAGCGAAGAAACAGGCCUGCUCUCCACUCAGGACCUGGACCCCUCCAAGGACGACGACACACACGGACACUUCAGGUUUCAGCUCAUCGAGGACUUGUCCUAUGAAGAUGUGAAGAAAUGCUACAGGGGCUCGACUGUCAGCAAGUACAACUCGCAGUACCACAAACUGUUCCAGUGUGUGGCCAAGGAUGAGAUUCUCAUGAAAGUGUACUCCUGCGCUCUCCUCAGAGACAUUCUUCUACAAGGUCGACUCUACAUUUCCAGAAACUGGCUGUGUUUCUACGCCAACCUCUUCGGCAAAGACAUCAAGGUGGCGAUCCCCGUUGCCUCCGUGAGGCUGGUGAAGAAGCACAAAACCGCCGGCCUGGUGCCCAACGGCCUGGCUAUCACCUCGGACACCGGCCAGAAGUAUGUAUUCGUAUCGCUGCUGUCCAGAGACAGCGUGUACGACGUCCUUCGCAGGAUCUGCACACACCUUCAGGUCAAUGGGAAGAGUCUGAGCUUGAAGCAGUUCAUGGAGGAGCCCAUCUUGUCAUUGGACGAGUUCCCGACCACAGACGAGUUCCCCGUGGUGGACCCGUUCCCCUCAGUGUUAAAGUGGAGGAGGAAACCCUCCGUGGUGUCUGUGUCCUCCUCCCUUCCUGACCUCCUGGGAAACUCCCCCAGCAGCCUGGGCGCCACGGACACGCCCUUCAAAUCCGAGCAGCUGCUGGAAGAGCGAGCGCUGCAGACGGACAGGGGUCUUCUAUCAGAGCCGAUGGCGGAGCUGGGCCAGAUGGAGUACCAGCUGCUCAAGUUCUUCACCCUGCUUAUCAUCCUCCUCAUCCUGUCGUCCUGCUACUUGGCUUUUCGUGUCUGCAGUCUGGAGCAGCAGCUGUCCUUCCUCGGUAACCCGAACCUGCCCCUGAGAGAGAGGUAACCACUGCUCUCCGCUGCGCCUCAUCCCAUCGGCUGCUCUUUGCUCUUCUCCUGAUCGUAGUGGUCCACGUCCUCCUGCACAGGACCAGCUCCUGAAGCCCCGAGGAGAUCGACCUCCGACCACCGGCUGCAAAACACCACGGUGCAGCAUCUGUCCGACUGCAGGCACCUUACGGACCUUCCCCUGGAGCAACGAGUAGAUUCAGUGAUCACUUCCAGACUAUGCAAAACAGACUGUGUGUAUUUAUUUGUCAAUAUAAAGUAGGUUUUACUUCAGUUUAGGAUUGUGGCCCCGUGGCCUGUGAUGGAGGAUAGAAGUGAGAGUUAAUUACUUGAAACAAACUGAUAGCGGUGACGUGUCAGCCGAGCCGUGGUGUUAAUGAUCGGACUGUGUGGACUGAACCGUCUGUGUUUCAGUAGAAAGGUUCAAAGUAGCUGCAACAAAGCACUUUUAAAAAAAAUACGUCCACAUUAUUUCAAAUGUAUGUAAACUCAUCAAAGUGUAGAUUUGUUGUUUUGCUUGUUAACAGGUACUCGGAAGUCUUUUAUUUUUAAAAGUAUUUAUGGAAGGAAAUCACAUUGUGGCGAGUGACUGAAGUGACCUGUCGUUUAACUGUAACAUACUGGAGCAAUAGCGCCACCUGUGGGCGUUAACUGUAAAGUGAAUGAGAUGUUUGUUAGUUGUGUUAGUCUGCUGUACAUGGAAGGAGCACGCAGGCUGUUUGUUCUUUUAUACGUUUUCAAAUGAAGUCACCAAAGACUCAAAAAGAGUGUUCGUGAGGAAAUGAAGAUAUUUCACUGACUGAACAACGGCUGAAAUAUUUAGAUGUAGAUUAGUUUGUAAAAUCUCUAUCAAUUAAAUUGGCAACAGAAAUGUGGCAGAGGAAA
Pleuronectes platessa (European plaice) is the source of this 2109-nucleotide messenger RNA. RefSeq names its product GRAM domain containing 2Aa (gene gramd2aa). Bases 125 to 1222 code for a protein of 365 amino acids. The record is from RefSeq and is a predicted model, not a curated record. Gene Ontology annotation, biological process: regulation of store-operated calcium entry. Gene Ontology annotation, cellular component: organelle membrane contact site; endoplasmic reticulum membrane; extrinsic component of cytoplasmic side of plasma membrane. Gene Ontology annotation, molecular function: phosphatidylinositol-4,5-bisphosphate binding. NCBI's taxonomy places the organism in Eukaryota, Metazoa, Chordata, Actinopteri, Pleuronectiformes, Pleuronectidae. The transcript is spliced from 12 exons.